AUGAAGUUCUUCCUGCUGCCCCUCGCCGUCAUGGCCUCUUCCGUCAUGGCUCAGGCGACUACUGCCUGCGGCGCCGACUACAUCGUCGAGUCCUGCCUCAGCUCCGAGACGGCGAAGCUCGACGACUGCGGAGCCGAAGACUGGGGGUGUCGGUGCACCCAAUGGAAGAGCAUCGUGACCUGCUAUAACAACUGCCCCAACGAUCCCCGGAAAAACACCUCCGAUGGCCAGCGUCAGAUCUUCUGCGGCUACGCGAGCCAGUAUCCCUCCAACGAGCCCACCCAGGCGGCAACCCAGACGGGAUCCACGCCCGCGCAGAACACCCAAGACGCCGCCGGCCAGGGCGACUCGACCGAUGGCGACAGCAUCAGCGCCACCACUUCGAGCAGCGGUCCGGCCGACACCAACAGCGCGGCCAGCCUUGCUCUUAACGCUGGCGGUGUCCUCGCCGCGGUGGCGGGUGUUUUUGCCGUUGUGAUGUAA
Molecule: messenger RNA, 483 nt
Organism: Chaetomium fimeti
Lineage: Eukaryota; Fungi; Ascomycota; Sordariomycetes; Sordariales; Chaetomiaceae
Exons: 3
Coding region: 1-483 (160 amino acids)
Source: RefSeq, a predicted model, not a curated record